AUGGGCAGCGGAAGUUCAGCGCAGCAGACCAAGAUGAAGGACGCGACUACUGCGGAGGGGUGCACCAUAGCUUCGGAACCGUCGAAGGAAGACAAGGAGAAGAUCGUGGCCGCCCCGGCCAAGCUGGACGAGGACACUCAUGACCUCGAGACAGAUGAUGCAGGUGCCGGGCGCACGCAGGCCGGCAAGGUGGAGAAGGAUUCGCACCUGAUGAUCAAGGGUCGUCCGUGCAAGUGCGUCGAGGUCUCCACCUCCGGGGAAGGAGAGGCCCUGAUCGUGGCCAUUGACAUCCUCACAGGCAAGAAAAUGGAACAUGUCUGCCCCGCCUCUGACAAGUUGGAGGUGCUGAGGGCUGAUGCGAAGUUUACCGAGUACGAGGUGCUGAGGGCUGAUGCCGACACAGGAGAACUAAGCCUUAUGAAGGAGAUGUUCAGCAGCAAGGACGAUGUCAAGCUACCCACGGACAAGAAGAUGAAGGCGGAAAUCUGUGACGAGUUUGUGAAAGGAGAAAAGUCGAUCUACGUGACUGUGCAAGCCGCUUGCGGAGAAGAGAAGAUCGUCGGCGUCAGGUGCGUCAGAUAA
Messenger RNA from Symbiodinium sp. CCMP2592, 582 nucleotides. The record is from the annotation of a GenBank genome assembly. NCBI's taxonomy places the organism in Eukaryota, Dinophyceae, Suessiales, Symbiodiniaceae.